Molecule: messenger RNA, 1593 nt
Organism: Cylindrotheca closterium
Lineage: Eukaryota; Bacillariophyta; Bacillariophyceae; Bacillariales; Bacillariaceae
Source: the annotation of a GenBank genome assembly
AUGAAGCGAGAAUACCUUUCAAUCAUUGCAUCCCUAAGCAUAAUAAUCUUGCUCAACCACAGUGCCAUAGCUUCUGAAGUGCAUCGGCCAAAACAUCAAUAUGACGAACAUGAGGAAGAAUACUAUGAGGAAUACGAAGAGGAGGUAGAAAUCGAGUAUGAUGAGGAAAUCUUCGAGUUUGAAUUCGAUGAGGACGACGAAGAAGAUUAUUUUGAGGAUUAUCAACCUCAGGAUAAAGAAUGUUAUGACGAAAAUGAACAUUGCGACUUGUGGGCUUCACUUGGGGAAUGUCACGCUAAUCCAUCGUACAUGAGACGUGUCUGUCGGCGGAGUUGUGACACAUGCGCUCAUGUAGCAACAGGCAGUAGAUUCCGAAGGGGGCUAGAUGUUAUGUCAUAUGAAGAACUCAUUGAAUUAGAUACUGCUGAGGAUUCCUAUGAUAUCGCACCCUGUGCCGAUAAGACUCGAAACUGUCCCCGUUUGGCAAAGGAAGGUGAAUGCGAGUCGGACCCGGAAUACAUGGAAGAGGCCUGUCCAGAGAGCUGUAACAUAUGCGACAAAUCAGUAUACAUUCUCCGAGGAGCUGAUCUUGGAGUCCCCCAGUCACUGGUCGUGGACAGUGGCACGAAGCGUCAAGACAUUACGUGGAUGCUUGGAAAAGCUCGAAAUUACAUCGCUCACUACGCUGAAUACGAAGAAGACCCCGAAGUUCUUUCUUGGUGUCAAAACGAUCAUCGAUUGUGUGCCUUCUGGGCGGUGCACGGAGAAUGUGAAGCGAAUGAGCCGUACAUGAAAGAGCAUUGCGCUCCAAUCUGUAACUCGUGUACUUGGAAUGACUAUCAUUUGCGGUGCCCAAUUGAUCCUGAUGCAAAACCGGCUUGGAAAUCUGGCGAUCUCAAUCGAAUGUUUCAGGCAAUUGCAUCCAACGCUGGAAACGAAUUCACGGUCGAAGUUCUUUCAUCUCCAGAAACGGAUGGACCAUGGGUAGUGACUGUCGACAAUCUUCUUUCAGAAGAUGAAGCAAAACGACUAGUCGAACUUGGGCAAUUGUCUGGAUAUGAAAGGAGUCAGCAAGUUGGUGAUGUCGAUUCUGAUGGCACCAUGGAAUCAGAAAUAUCAAACGACCGAACAUCGACGAAUGCGUGGUGCAUGGAAGAAGCGGAUUGCUCACAAGAUGAGGUCACACUUCGAGUUUUAGAGCGUAUUGAAAACUUGACUGGGGUUCCAUCCGAGAAUGGAGAAUAUAUGCAGCUGCUCAAGUAUGAACCCGGACAGUAUUAUAAACCGCAUCACGAUUACAUCUAUGAACAUGAAGAGAAGCAGAUUGGAGUACGAAUUCUCACGGUAUUUCUGUACCUUAAUGAUGUGGAAGAAGGUGGCUCGACUUACUUUGACAAGCUUGACCUGAAAGUGGAGCCAAAGCUUGGAAAAGCAUUAAUCUGGCCCAGCACUCUGGACGAAUCUCCAAAUGAAAUUGAACUGCGAACUCAACAUGAAGCCCAACCAGUGACGAAAGGGGUCAAGUAUGCAGCCAAUGUGUGGUACCACCAAUAUAGCUACAAGGCAGCAGACAGGACUGGGUGCGUUGAUUGA